Argiope bruennichi is the source of this 2988-nucleotide messenger RNA. It is a transcript of the gene BicD, whose product is annotated as protein bicaudal D-like. Gene Ontology annotation, molecular function: dynein complex binding; dynactin binding; cytoskeletal adaptor activity. The record is from RefSeq and is a predicted model, not a curated record. Lineage: Eukaryota; Metazoa; Arthropoda; Arachnida; Araneae; Araneidae. Gene Ontology annotation, cellular component: cytosol; Golgi apparatus. Gene Ontology annotation, biological process: protein localization to organelle; regulation of microtubule cytoskeleton organization; microtubule anchoring at microtubule organizing center. The transcript is spliced from 12 exons. Bases 409 to 2874 code for a protein of 821 amino acids.
UCAGAAUUCUGCGAUUGCUAGUACUUUUUUAAUACCAGUGUUAAAAUGAAAUGGAACUUGAAUUUUUCUUCUUGCACAAUCUGCUUUACCUGCACUUUUCUUUUUUCCGUUGCCUAACCUAAUAAACUUCAUUUCCGCUACGUUACUUCCGUUUCGUUUUUCUUCAAUUUUUCGUGUUUUCUUGAACUUGGAAUAGGUCAACAAUAUUAUCUGUACAACUGCAAUCCGAAACUUGGAAUCAUGUAUUAAAUAUUUAAGAUGUUGAUCAAUACAAGUUGGGUUUUAUUUGCGAUCUGUUAAUAUUUUAUAACUAUUUAGUUGUAAACGAAAUAUAUUUGAAAAUGUUAGAAGCCGGAUAACAGAGGCGUCGGCUGACUUUACCUGGGUAAAAUCCCAAACUUGGACAAAAUGAGCGAGUCGCAAGAAUCAGUUACACACGAAAGAGAUCUGCUGAAACAAGAAUUAGAAAGAUUAAGCUGUGAACUCGAACAAACCACACAUGAAAAAAAUUUAUCUGCACAAUAUGGGCUAGCUUUGUUGGAAGAAAAAGAAAAUUUACAGCAACGAUAUGAAGAAUUGGAAGCAUUUUAUGAUUCAGCAAAAGCAGAAUUGGAAUUGUUGAGAGAAGCCCUUGCAAAAUACCAGACAAAUCAAAAAGUUACUGCAUCAAGUGGUAUUGAGCAAGAGGAAAGUCUUCUUUUAGAGACUGCUAGUAAAGAAGCUUCUUUUACUUCAACAGUAUUAGAAUUAGAAAAAGAACUUAAGCAGGCCCGACAAGAAGUUUCUCGUGUUGGUGUUGAAAAAGAAAGAAUUCUUCAAGAAAACAUCGACCUUGCUAAGAACUGUGAUGUUAGUGAAUGGGAAAAGAAGACGUAUAAAGCUGAGUUGAAGGAACUGAAACUGCGAGAAGCUCGUCUCUUAAGUGAUAACAAUGAAUUGGAAGAAGAAAACAUUUCCUUGCAGAAACAAAUUUCAUCUCUUCGUUCCUCUCAGGUUGAAUUUGAAGCAGCUAAACAUGAGGUUAGAUGUUUGCAAGAAGAAAUUGAAGCUGCUAAAGGUCAAAUUGAAGAGUUGACUUCUUUGAAGCGGAUAGCUGAAAAGCAACUUGAAGAAGCUCUUGAAGCUCUACAGUCUGAACGAGAACAAAAAUAUGCUUUGAAAAAAGAACUUGAUCAGCGUGUUAAUUCUGAAUCGAUUUUUGGUAUAAACAACUUGGGAUUUUCUGGAUUUGGACUCGGAAAUCUAAAUCAAGAUCAUGUAGAUCAGUCUGAUGAAGAUGGCGAAAAUGAUACAACUUUAACAUCUUUGACAGGAACUGAUAAAGAUAAUGUAUCAAAACCACAAUCUUCAACUGUUGGUGAUUUGUUCAGUGAGCUCCACCUUUCAGAAAUACACAAAUUAGAAAAGCAGCUUGAAGCAGCUGAAAAUGAAAAAUCAAAACUAUCCAAUCGUCUUCAAGAAGCACAACAGCAGCUAGAAAAAACAAAAGCGGAGCUUAAUGAUCAAAACAGUCGAGUCCAUCAAAUGGUAGAACAUAUUAAUGCCUUAAUAGCUCUUCAUGGUAAAUUAGCAGAAAUAGAAGAUGGAAGCAACUUAGAAGAUAAUGAAAAGGAUAUACCAGAAAUAUCUCGUUUGAAACAUCUAUUGACAAAACAUGAGCAGCGAUAUCAAUUAGCUGUUCAGCAAGUAGAACAGUUGCAGAAUGAUGUUAAAGGUCUACAAGAGCAGGGUGCUGUCAUCAAUGAAGAAGAAAUGAAUUCCCAGUUAAGAAAUGAAAUUGCUGAAUUGAAAAUACAGGUGCAAACUUAUAACAACAAAGUCAGGGAAUUAGAAGAUGAUUUGCAUAUUAUGGGAGAAAUUGCCAAAGAAGCCAGAUUUGCUUUGAAUUUCACUCAGGAUGAUCUUGUUGCAGUAUCGGAAGAGCUUGCUCAAUUGUAUCAUCAUGUGUGUAUGGUAAACGGUGAAACACCAAGUCGAAUCAUGUUGGAUCAUGUCAAAGGAUCUCAUAUUACAGGAUCAACUGACACUAAUUCUGAGUCUCCAGAAUCAGAUAAAGACCAGCCUUACAGUUUGUUAUUUAAUAUGAAUGCAAGUAAGCUGGAUACUCUGAAAGAAAAGCUUAAGAGUGACAUUGCAAUAAAAAUCUUAUUGGAGGAAGACAAAAACGAAAACAGAAGCGAGUUAGUGACUCCAAGUAAUCGUUUGUUGGAUACCAUUCGGGACCAACUCAGUCACCUCACAAAAGCGGUUGAAAACACCAUUGAAAUAUAUAGACAGAAGAACCUUCAUACUGGCAAUCAAGAACAUUCAUCUUUGGCUGAAGUAGAAGACCUACAAGAGCAAGUGAUAAAAUUGAAAUCCUUGCUGUCCACCAAGAGAGAACAGAUAGCUACAUUACGAACGGUCUUGAAAGCCAAUAAACAGACUGCUGAAGUGGCUAUGGCCAACCUUAAGAGCAAAUAUGAAAAUGAAAAGGCAAUAGUUAGCGAAACCAUGAUGAAGCUUCGCAAUGAGUUAAAAGCUCUGAAAGAAGAUGCAGCUACUUUUGCAUCUUUAAGAGCAAUGUUUGCAGCACGUUGCGAAGAAUAUGUGACCCAACUUGACGAACUACAACGGCAGCUAUCGGCAAGCGAAGAACAAAAGAGGACGUUGAACUCUCUUUUGAGAUUGGCCAUCCAGCAGAAACUGAAUGUGAUGCAAAAGCUGGAAGAAUAUGAAAUGGACAAAGACAAAAGCCAUGGUAGGCGCCAUAGCUCCCGAGGUAGGAAUGUAUAUUCAAGAGGAAGUUCCAGUAGUGCCCACCAGUCAGGUUCAAGUGCCUUUGGUGGAGGCAGGCAUAGCCAUGAUGGUUAUCAUUCUCGGCGUGACUACUAGAAUUUAUUUAUAGGAUUCAUUAUGACUACAAUUAAGUUAAUGUUUUUAUACUUGGAAUAAAAUAUACAUAAUUUUAAAAUUUUAAUUUUAUAUAUAAUAAAAUAUUUUACAUUU